AUUAACCUCGCCCUCUUGCAUAAAGACCGAAGAAAAGUACAAGUUUAGCCAGAACCUCUCAGCUUCUUCUGAUCUGAGCACUUUCUUGCAUCAAGACCGAAGAAAAGUAAAAGUUUAGACAGAACCUCUCAGCUUCUUCUGAUCUGAGCACUUUCUUGCAUCAAGACCGAAGAAAAGUAAAAGUUUAGACAGAACCUCUCAGCUUCUUCUGAUCUGAGCACUUAAAUGUUUUGUGCUGCUUGACAAAAUGCAUCUUUACAAGUUCAUUUCACGUCCAUGUUUUGAGUUCUCAGCAACACCCUCUUCCACUGAUCAUCAUGGUGAUGAAGUGGAUACAACUGGGGGGAGCAGGACCCUUGCAAAUAUAAUUCGUGACCGUGUGAGGUCGGUUGGUCUCUCAGACUCAAUAAAAUUUGAGGCAAAGAAAAUUAAAGAAGGUGGGAAGAAGAAUAUUUUCAAGCAGAAAUUUGAGGUCAGAGACGGGGAAAGGCUAUUAAAGGCAUCGCAUUGCUGUUUAUCAACUGAAGCUGGUCCUGUUGCCGGACUUCUCUUUAUUUCCACUGAAAAGGUUGCAUUCUGCAGUCAGAGAUCAGUUACCUUCAAAUCUCCAGAUGAGCUGCUCGAAGAAACAGAUCGAAAGGAUCAUAAUUACUCAAAGUACUGGCUACAAUCUUGACAACAACGCAUAAAGAAAACAAAGGGAUUCCUCGUGUUUCUGUUAAUUGAAUUGUAUUAAUUUGCGUUGUUGUUCUUGUACACAAAAGAGGCUUGACUCGUUGAAAUUGGAUACACAUGAGCAGAUUGAGAUACCAAUAAGGAACAUUAGAGGGUUCGACCUGAACGAGUCACAACAGAAGAAAGUGAUCAUAAUCACAGAAGAUAGUUCUGCAUUCCUGUUUAUGGACUUUUUGCGUUACGACAAAGCUCGUCAGAACUUAGAGGCAGCAUUAAUCCGUGGCAAUGACUGUUAAAGGAAAGGAAAUCUGUUACAAGACAGUGAAUGAAGAAGGAAAACAAAUCUCUCUGAUUGAUUGAACGAGAUUAUAGGAUAUAAAUGUAAUCAGCUUUUAUUGUAUGAUCUACUUUCCUUGAAUAGCAGAUCUGUAGUAGCACAUACUCUUGUAUAUAUUACUGCUUCACGUCUUCUGAAUAUAUAAUACAAAACAUAUAAUUCUCAA
Messenger RNA from Populus trichocarpa (black cottonwood), 1178 nucleotides. RefSeq names its product GEM-like protein 6. The coding region runs from base 248 to 676 and encodes 142 amino acids. The record is from RefSeq and is a predicted model, not a curated record. NCBI's taxonomy places the organism in Eukaryota, Viridiplantae, Streptophyta, Magnoliopsida, Malpighiales, Salicaceae. The transcript is spliced from 4 exons.